AUGAACAUGGAAGGAUUAGACAAGAUGGAAAAGAGUGUGAAGCGCUUGCGUGAACGCAUAGCCGAGGAAAAUGCGAAGCGACCGCGGACCCAGAUGCUUGGCGUGGGGCCGAACAUAGGCCCACGGGAUGCUGCCCGCGCACGCGCCGAAGCCGCCGACGCCGCCGCGAUGUACGCGGCACUCACGCACGCUACUGGAGAGACGCGCAACCAGCAGCCAGCAAUGGCGGCCCAGUUAGCCGCUAGGCGGACCGCCGUCGCACGCGCUGCCAGCAGACAUGCCGUCAUCAUCCACGCGGAAAUGACCCGCGCUCUGUCAGUGCACGCGAUCGCCGCUAACGCAGCCGCAAGGUACGCGACCAUGGCCAGCAUGACGGCGGGCACCCACGCUGAAAAUGCCGACACCGCACAGGCUACAACAGCACGCGCCGUCACAGCCCAAGCAACUGCACGACAGACCCUCGCCGCGCGCACGGCCGCCGUACACGCGACAGCGGCGUUCACCAACGCAGCGCGCGCCGCCGACGAAAUCACCGGGCGCACCCUAGCCUCUUCCCCAUCCUUCAGUCCUUCGGGGGACGACAGGUACAACACCGCCGGGGCAGCCGCCUUCUCGGUGAGGAGGGUAGCUUCAGAUCACGACACUAGACACGGGAGCGGAAUGGACACGGGCAAGACUGCGUCCACUGGUAGCCCGCCCAACGAAAAUACAACAAUCGACAGCGCAUCGCACACCACCUCAUCGGACACCAGCACGACCACCGAUAGCCCAACAGGCGAGAGUCCCGCCAGCGAUAGACCGGCUAACCAGGACACCGACAUGGCGUUGGCCGAACACCUUGAAAUCGAGCUAUCCUCGGACGAGGAACAACCACCGCAGGCAUCGACGGGCCCGCGAGCAAUUUUCCCGCCAGGACCAGGCGGAAUAGCGCUGUAUGAGGCCGACCUGCGGACACUGACAGGACCCUAUUGGGUGACAGACACAGUCAUCGAUGCCUGGGCAAAGGGCCUGGAAGCCACGCUCAACAUACGAG
This is a messenger RNA of Rhagoletis pomonella (apple maggot), 1033 nucleotides long. Its product is annotated as translation initiation factor IF-2-like. The annotation marks the transcript as partial. The transcript has a single exon. NCBI's taxonomy places the organism in Eukaryota, Metazoa, Arthropoda, Insecta, Diptera, Tephritidae. The record is from RefSeq and is a predicted model, not a curated record.